Messenger RNA from Closterium sp. NIES-67, 726 nucleotides. The record is from the annotation of a GenBank genome assembly. Lineage: Eukaryota; Viridiplantae; Streptophyta; Zygnematophyceae; Desmidiales; Closteriaceae.
AACGUGAUUCAAAUUGGGAACGGAGCCCUGCCUGUUCAGCACAGACGUGGCAUCCAACAUUGCAUACGGAAGCAGCGAGGAACUUUCUCACGAGGACAUUCGCCGGGCAGCGACCCUGGCCAAUGUGCAUCAGUUUGUUUCCGGGCUGCCCCAGGGCUAUGACACUGUGGUGGACAACGCGCGGCUGAGUGGCGGGCAGAAGCAAAGAAUCGCAAUCGCGCGUGCUCUAGUGCGCGACCCCACUCUGCUGUUUCUGGACGAGCCCACGAGUGCUCUGGAUGCAGAGAGCGAGCACUAUGUCCAGAGGGCAUUGGACGAGGCCAUUCAUGGGGAUGCCGAUGCACAUGGCAGCAGAAGGCGAACCAUCAUAGUGAUUGCUCACAGGCUAUCCACAAUCCGCAGUGCGGAUAGAAUAGUGGUCAUCGCGGCAGGCAGAAUCGUUGAGGCCGGCACACACGAGCAGCUCAUGGAGCGCAAUGGGGAGUAUGUGAGGCUGCAUGCACGCCAUGUCGCAGCCUGUUAGAAUAGUGGAUCUGCAAGCCCGAUAUCCACCUAGCCAAGGGACACUACCGUAUUCCCCCGUACAGGGCCUCAGAUUCGUUUUGGGGCACGCUGAUCGCUCAGGGUCCCCCCCUCGUAGCUCCCUGUUUUUUCAGGCCUCGCAAACAAAAUUACGCUGAUCAAUCAGGGUGUUACGAAAAUUACGUAUAAAUUCUGCGCUGAAUA